AUGAAUUUAAGGAAAAGUCGAUUAAAAUAAACUCCAUUUGCUGCAUCUAAAUUCUCUUCCUCAUUUUUUCAGCCAUUACUUCCUGAUUCAAAAACUAAAACUAAAAAAUAAAGAUUAUAAGAUUCAAUUGAAAAUUUCGUUCAAAUUUAUGAAUAAUAUCUUAAAAUGCUUUUUGGGCAAGAAAUAACUUUUUAAGAUGAGAAACAAUUUAACCAAAAGUUAUAAUUAUUCUAACAAGAGGAAGAUGCUUUAGAAGAAUUUGAUUUACCAGAAACAGUAAUAAGGUAAAGUUUUAUAAUUAUUCAUUAUUUCCAGCCUCCCAAACCCAGACACAAUACCUGAUGACUUUGAAUAUCCACUAAAAUAGAUAGAAUAUUUCGAACAAAUUGUCAAGUCUUUAAAAAUAGAUGAAAAAUCUAUUCAUGAUAAAUUGUUCUUAAAGGCUAUUGAAAAUGUUUACACUAAUCUAUCGGAUCGCAAACUCUUCUCCUUAUUUGAAUUACGAACUAGAGGAAUAGAAACACAGCCCAAUUAAUGCAGAAAUACUCUAAUCGGUUAUGGGACAGGUUAAUAGUUAUUUCAAAAAUCUCCAGAUCGAACUCCUAGAUCUAUCAUCUUGGAUGAUAAUCAUAAUCAGGAAAACAAGACAGAAAUUUUCCCAAUAUAUGAGAAGGAUGAUUGUGUGAAUAAGUUAGUGAGAAAAUUUCGAAAUUAUCUUAAAGAUCAUAUAAACCGAAAUUAAGGAAGCUUAGCUAAUAUUAUUGAUUCAAUAUNAUUCAAUUCCUUUGCCAGUUUCAUCAUUUACUCUAUUUCCAACAAUAGGGAUUAGUGCUUUUAUUGCAUUCUAGAGAAAUGA
Molecule: messenger RNA, 856 nt
Organism: Paramecium primaurelia
Lineage: Eukaryota; Ciliophora; Oligohymenophorea; Peniculida; Parameciidae
Source: the annotation of a GenBank genome assembly